AUGCCAGAGAAGGGUCACGAAAUCCCUUUAAGAAAUUCCCGCAAAAAGUGGCUAUCCCGAAUUUUACGAUGGUCAGUUUCCUCUAUUUGCUGGAUCUCAUAUAUCAUUUAUCGCGGCGUGGUGGUUGGGCAAAUAAAGUUGGAUCCGAGAAAAGGAAAAAUGGUCAUACACCCUCGGAAUAUUUGGACCAAGCGGAUUGCCCUGCUCCUAAAGAUAUUGACACUGCUAUGGAAUUAUUCUUUCAGUCAAUAUUUAUGUAUGGCGUUUCUUCCGAUACUUCCACAGAAAUCAGAAAGGCUUUUUGAUAAUCUGAUAGAGGCAAUUGCAGUUCAACUAUCGCUUUGGAAUACCGCUCGCCUUUAUUCUUGGCUGAAUAGCCUAUCCUGGAAUCGCUCAUUUGUGGAUCGUGUGAAUGACGUUAUCCUGGUAAACGCUCAUUUAAACUCAAUUCUCGGACCUCUAUCCUUGGAUGGUAUCUCGCUCUUGGUCCUUUACGUAGUGCAUUUGCAAUUUACUCUGCUGCAGACUAUUAAUCAUACUUAUUUAGUACCGAUGCUAAACACUCUGCUGCUGGGGUUAAUUUGUAAUGUGUAUGUUGCUUACCAAAUGCUUCUGCUAUCUUGGAUCGCUGGAUCAUUUUCUGAAGGUAAGAAAAAUACCGUAGCCAUAACAAAAUUUUAUACCCGUUACUUAAAAAGGGAGCAGCAGCCAAACAGAAAGCAACGAAAGAAACUCCUUCGGAUACUGCGGAUUUAUGCAAAAAUUAGUAGUGUCCACCUGCUCUGGCUUCCAGUGGCAAGCAUGCUUUUCUCGAACAUCGUUGAGCUAGUGAGAAAUUGGUCAUACAUUAUCGAAUGGAUAUUUUUCCACCGCCGUAAAACUGUGAUGCAGAAAUGGAGCUUCGUUUUCUGGAGAUAUCUGGGCAGCGGAUUUGCGCCAUUGUUGAGGAUGCUACUCAUUGGUCUUUGUAAUGACCGUUUGGUUCAAAUGCAGGACUUUCUCAAUUUGCAGCUUCUGAUAAUCGAUCUGAGACAUACAAAAUUUAAACAGUUGAAUGGUAACUUUGUCAGUCAGCUCAAGAACUUGCAAAUCUGUUUUGAUCUCCAACUAAGGGCACAACCCAUUAGGAAUCAAAUUAUGAGUGUUAAUCAGGAGUGUGGAUGUCCUUUCGCCCUGGACUUCUUCUUCUGUACCGUGCUAAAUUCCAUUAGCUGCGUUCAGUAUAAAAUGACAAAUGGAAUUAAUAGCGACUGA
Messenger RNA from Drosophila sechellia, 1254 nucleotides. RefSeq names its product Gustatory receptor-like 36a (gene Grl36a). The record is from RefSeq and is a predicted model, not a curated record. NCBI's taxonomy places the organism in Eukaryota, Metazoa, Arthropoda, Insecta, Diptera, Drosophilidae.